AUGAAACUAAUAUUUUUUAUUUCUAUUUGUCUAAGUGGUCUAGGUUUUGCUAAAUCGACUAUAUCACUUACAGGAAAUGGUUACACAGACAUAUUGGUAACAGUUGCAGAUGAUAUUGCCGAAAAUACACAACUGAUUUCGAUCCUCCAGGAUUGGUUAAUUGAAGCAUCCAGCAAACUUUACAUUGCAUCAAAAUAUCGUUUUUUCUUUAAAAAAAUAAUAAUUCGUAUCCCAGAAAAAUGGUCAAACAAUGGCCAAUACAUUGUUACAAGUGCAUCAACCAAUAAAGAAGGAGAUAUACGUAUCGAGUCUCCAAAAGAAGGCGAGAGAAGCAAUCCUCAUGCAUGCUGUUUGCCCGCAUGUGGCGUUGGAGGACAGUAUAUACAUUUUACAACAGAUGUUAUGGUUAAAGGAGAAGAUGCAGGAUUUGGAAAUUUAGCUACAGUGUUGGUACAUGAAUGGGGACACUAUAGAUGGGGCCUUUUCGACGAAUAUCCUACUAGCAGAGAUAAAUAUACGAAUAAAAUCAUUCAAUUCUACUCACAUAAUGGACGCUGGGAACCAGUACGGUGUACAACAGAAAUUGAGGGAAAGAUGUUUAAUUAUGUUUCCAACAGAAAUUGUAAACUAGAUUCGAAAGGUAAACCAGAAUCGGACUGUUCUUUUGCAGCAGAUUCUGGAUCGAAAGCAAUAGCAUCAAUGAUGGGACAUGCAUACAUCAGUUCAAUUUCUCAAUUUUGUGAUUCCGAUUCAACUGGCGAAAAAACGAAGCACAACGCUGAAGCCCCAAAUAUGCAAAAUGAUAAAUGCAGUGGACAGAGUUCGUGGGACAUCAUAAAACAACACAAUGAUUACAAAGCAACAUCUCCAGGCAAUGAAUUUGACAAUACCAGACCUGAAAUUAUUCUUCAGCAAACGCAAAUUAGUGGACGGUUUUGCUUAUUGAUAGAUGUUUCAGGGAGCAUGGAAAAUUUUAUUGACGAUGCAAAAGACGCGUUGACAACUGUUAUCAAAACUAUACUUCCGAACGAAAGCUAUGUUGGAAUUGUAAGUUUUAAUGACAAGGGUCACCUGCUAAAAAGAAUGACAAAGAUAACAUCAGAAUCAGUUCGAAAUAGUUUGGCCUAUAGUUUACCGGCCACAGCGGAUAGAGGCACUUCAAUAGGUGCGGGCUUAGAAACGUGCUAUCAGGAGCUUUUGACUUUGAAAAAUGUGACUGGAUCGGUCAUUUAUUUAGCCACUGACGGAGAGGAAAAUGAACCACCAUAUACAGAAGAAGUCCUUCCAAGUUUGACGGAAAAGGGAAUUGUAAUACAUACGCUGGCAAUUGGAAGCUUGGCUGAUGAAAAAUUGAAUGACAUUUCAAAAAUUACAGGUGGCUCUAGUUAUUUCUAUUCAAGUGAAACAGUUGAUUCAACCUCCUUAGUUGAUGCCUUGAUUGAACCUUUUACAGAAUCUUCAAAAGAUAAAAUUAUACGUAUAAAAACUGUACAUGCUGACAUUUCGACACUACAAGUAUUUGAAACAAAUUUUGUCAUUGAUGAUACCAUUGGCAGAGACACCAUUGUUCAGUUAACGACACAUGUAGUUAGGGAUGUUAAUUUAACAAUACAAAAUUCAGAGAUGACCUAUACCAAAAUAGGCACUGCAGGAGAUAAUAGUGUGAUUUACGUCAAGAUUCCAGGAAUCGCACAGAUUGGAAACUAUGAUGUAUUUCUCUUUUCUACGACGCAUGAUAUAUCUGGUACACUAAGCAUCUUUUCAAAACCUGUGUCAUCAAAACAAGCUGUUCUACAAGUAAACGUUUUGAAUACAGAGCCAGAAAUACAACACAGUGCAGGUCUCCUCUUUCCAUUAUAUGCAGCCGUGUACAAAGGGUCAAUGCCAGUAAACAAUGCAACUGUCAUCGCUGUAAUUGAGAAUGAAAUUGGAGAUAGUUUCAAUACUAUAUUGAAAGACAACGCUAUAGGUGCUGACGUCUCAUUGAAUGAUGGUAUUUACUCUUGCUAUAUUCUACCAAAUGAAUUGAAUGCUAACGGUCGCCUAAGUAUCAAAGUUAUAGUAGAAGGAUACUCUGCAAAAGUUGUUGUGGAACUAACCAACAUCAGUAACGAAGACAACACAUAUACUAUAACAUGGUAUGCAGUCGGCGACGAUUUAGAUAAAGGAAAUGCAACUAGUUACGACAUUCGAUAUUCUGAUAAGUUUCAAACAUUGAAAACAAACCCUGGACAUCAGCAAUCCAUUACUGCUGGAAUAAUUCCAAAAGAGCCCGGGGAAACCGAGUCUUUCGUUUUUCGAAUACCAAACAUCCAAAGAAAUACAACAUAUUACAUAGCAGUAAGAGCAGUUGAUGAUCAAAACAAUACCGGCGAUUUGUCAAAUAUCAUAACCGUUUCUAUACUAAAUGACCAAUACUGGUUUGACGAUGAAAACACAGACGGCCUAAGUAUUGCGUUCUUGGUGGGAAUAAGCAUUGGAGCUCUAAUCAUAGUUGUUGUCCUCCUAGCCUGCAUUAUAACACUCAUCAAAAAGAAAAAAGUUCAUAGAAUGUCAAAUUAUGCUAUAUAAAAUUAAAUUAACACUGUAAACAGCAUAUUAUUAACAAUUGUGUUUACAAACCUUUUUAUUAUCUCUAUAUUAAUCAUAUAUCAUUGUAUGUGAAACUGUUAAUUAAACAAACAUGACAAAUUAUAUAUGACGUUUGUAAUGAAGAUUCUAAAGGCUUAAAGAAAUUGCUAUAAACUAACAGUAGCAUCGUACAUUCAUUUGUGAAUAUAACAAAAAUCAUUUUGACUAACUCUGUGAACACUUGUUUCGGGUGUCCCUAUAUUAUAGCUUGAUAUUUUACAAGGUUCCAAGAUGAUUGACAAUUCAAUCGUAAAGUUUAUUAUGACCAACACUGGAAAAUUAAGAGAUAUGUGAGAUAUAAUAAUAACUUUCUGUUAUUGUACUUCCCGUUAGCAUGUUAUGUAUGUGUCUAUCUCUUGUCAGUUGACGUUUGUUGUUGCAUAUAAUAAUAAUUGUAUUUUGUUCACUAUUUUAUUUAACAUAAAUUAGACCGUAUGUUU
Mytilus trossulus (common blue mussel) is the source of this 3071-nucleotide messenger RNA. Its product is annotated as calcium-activated chloride channel regulator 4A-like. Gene Ontology annotation, molecular function: protein binding. The transcript is spliced from 13 exons. The record is from RefSeq and is a predicted model, not a curated record. The coding region runs from base 1 to 2571 and encodes 856 amino acids. Lineage: Eukaryota; Metazoa; Mollusca; Bivalvia; Mytilida; Mytilidae.